Mucor mucedo is the source of this 3231-nucleotide messenger RNA. RefSeq lists its product as uncharacterized. Gene Ontology annotation, cellular component: P-body; exosome (RNase complex). The record is from RefSeq and is a predicted model, not a curated record. NCBI's taxonomy places the organism in Eukaryota, Fungi, Mucoromycota, Mucoromycetes, Mucorales, Mucoraceae. The coding region runs from base 178 to 3231 and encodes 1017 amino acids. Gene Ontology annotation, biological process: mRNA catabolic process. The transcript is spliced from 6 exons. Gene Ontology annotation, molecular function: 3'-5'-RNA exonuclease activity; RNA binding.
CCCGCCUUUUUCUCCUUAUUGCAUCUCUCUCUCUCUUUUUUUUUUUACUCCUUGAACUUUAUACAACAAAAUUACCCUUUCUCUCUCUUUUUUUUUUUCUUCUUCUUUUCUCUCUCUCUCAUUUCCCCCCACUGAAAUAAAACCAUCUAAAUCCAUUCCAUUCGUUACACAUCAAUUAUGGAUAACAAUUUAGACUUGGAAGGUCAGACCGCUCCUGAAUCUACGCGAGGUCUUUUUGACUUCCCAGAGAACUCCAAAAGAUCUGAUUGGAUUGAAAAGAAAAGACGACCUGCCUCCUCUGAUAUGCGUACAAGUAAAACCUACAGCAAGGGACAACGUGGUCUCCACACCGUCAAUGAAGAAGACUACUACUAUCAACAACAACAACAACAAAGCUUUGGACAUCAACAACAACAGCGUGAAUCUAUCACUCCUUUAUAUCAAAGAAAGCAACGUUCCUCCGUCACCCAUUUUAAUAAUUUUCCCCCUUUGAUUAAAUCAGAGGAUGAACCUAGAUCCAGAGCAGAUGUACUUGCUGAAACAGAAGCUAAAUUAAGUGGAGGUCGUUAUGAGACAAAUCACACACGUACACAAGACAAACAAAAUCGUAGAUUAUCCGAACCCAAUCAAUACGUAAGUCAACAUGAUGCACGAAAGCGUAUGUCCUUUCAACAACAACAACAACAAUUGGAUGAUUUUGAUCUAAAGAGAAAUUCAUCUCGUCAACAACAACAAGAUUGGAGAACAACAACAUCUUCAAGACCUCAUUCAACCGUAGGCGUCGUCAAUAAUCAUCGUUUUUCUACUGGAUCUACUAGUUUUGAAAGCACUAGCGUCACGACGACCAAUAAUAAUAAUAACAAUCAGAGAAAACCGUUGUUUGCUUCUCAUCUCCCUUUUUCCUCUGUUGUACCUCAUUUGAAAUCCAAUGUGCUCGUGAGUGGUCUGUUACGUGUUAAUAAACGAAAUCGUUCCGACGCCUAUGUGUUUUGUGAAGAUAUCAAUGCGGAUAUUUAUAUUUGUGGUUCACGUGAUCGUAAUCGAGCUUUAGAGGGGGACCAUGUGGCCAUCAAAUUAAUCGAGGUAGAACAAGUCAUGUUGGAGAAACGAGAAAAGGAAGAAGCAAAAUUAGCUAGAAAUAAUGGGUUGCGCGUUGAUCGUAAACCAGAUGAAGAAGAUGAAAAGGAGAUCAUUUUUGGUGGUGAAGAAGAUGUCGAUUGUGUUACACCAAAGCAUUGUGGUGUCGUCGUGGCUAUCCUGGAUCGUGCGCAGAAACAAGUUUUCUCUGGCACGCUGGGUCUCACUCGUCCAAGUAACAAGAGGUCAAGAAAUGGUGUAGAGGAUGGACAACGCGAUAGUUCGGUACCACGUAUCAUUUGGUUUAAACCUACAGAUAAACGUGUCCCUUUGAUUGCCAUCCCUGUUGAACAAGCUCCUUCUGGAUUCAUUGAAAAUUGUGACGCAUUUGAGAACAGGCUCUUUUUGGGAUCCAUCAAAAGAUGGCCAAUCACCUCUUUGCAUCCAUUUGGUGUGCUUGAAAAUGAAUUGGGUCCAGUCAGAGACACACGAGUUCAAUUACGAGCGAUCCUAGCCGAUAAUAAUUUCACUACCCAGGUUUACCCUGAAUCUUUUCUUCGUCAGCUCCCUACGAAUUUACUCAACCCGGAGUCCAUCCAACGCGAGAUCCAAUCCAAACUCCGUCGUGAUCUACGACGAUCCAUUCAACCCAUCACGAUGUUGGAUGACGCGGGUGGCUUUUUAGAGAACGCCUUGUCUGUCACUUCGGUCAAAGAAGAAGGGACAUUUGAGGUGGGAUUGCAUGUGGCGGAUAUUACGGCUUUUGUAGGUGCUGAUUCCCCUUUAGAUAAAGAGGCGAGGUCUCGUGGUAUCGAUGUCUAUCAAACCAUGUCAGAAAGUGUCCCCUUAUGGCCCGAUCAACUUCGACAUGAAUGUACGGAUUUCGUACCGGGUCAAGAUCGAUUGGCUUUCUCUGUUAUUUGGACUAUUCGUAAUACGGGAGAUAUUGUAGAUACCUGGUAUGGAAAGACAGUGAUCAAUUCGAAGGCAGUUUUAACACGACAAGAAAUUCAAGCCAUGCUUGAUUACAGUCAAGGCAAUAGUGAAACAGAUACUGAACACGAUGCCACAAUUUUAUCCGAUAUUCAAACCCUGUACUCCAUCUCUCAACUGAUCCAUGAAAACCAAAGUCAACAUGCUUUAUCCAUCACGCGUCCCCAUCUCGAUAUUCAAUUUGGAGAGAACACCACCCCAAUUCAUAUUUCAGCACACACACAAUUGGAAUCCGAACAAAUCCUACGUGAAUUCCAAAUCUUGGCCAACACCCAAGUAGCUCAAAAGAUCUGCAGUCAUUUCCCAGACCACGCACUUUUAAGAAACCAAGCCGCACCCAACGAACGUAAGUUACGCGGUCUGACGCGAUACCUGGACAGUCUGGGUUAUCAGAUUCGACCCGAAACAUCGGGCAGUUUACAACAUUCCAUUGACGCCAUCGAUAACCUCGAAGCCAAGGCCGUGAUCGCUACCUUGGUCAUGAAGGCCAUGAGUCAAGAGAAAUACUUUUGCACAGGUGUCUUUGAUAUCAGUCGAUACCAUCAUUAUUCAUUAGCUGUCCCACUCUAUACCCAUUUCACAUGUCCUACCAAACGUUAUGCCGAUGUCUUGGUCCAUCGUCAAUUGGAAGCCGCUCUCAAUGGUUCCUCGUUUUUCUUUAUGGAACCCGAGACCGUUCAAAAGACCGCUCAACAUUGUAACGUCAAAGCCAGAGCAGCUGAAAACGCUGAUGAACAGACACAACAUAUGUUCUCAUCGUAUUAUCUGGCGGAUAAUUCGGGUCUCACCACCAGUCGUAUCGAAGACGCCAUUGUCGUGGGUGUACAAGAAGAUGCCUUUGAUGUCAUCGUACCUCAUUUGGGUCUCGAAAGAAGAAUUCAUACCACCAAUUUACCUCUCAAGUCACAUACAUUUAAACCUACCGAGAAUGUGCUUCAUUUAAUCUGGAAUCGUAGAAGAUCUACCUCUAUUCGUGCUAUUCAGGGUGAAGAUGCUUGUAUCACACAAAAGGAAUGUACCUUUCCAAAUGAAGGAAGACAGCUGAUAAGACCCUUUGAUUUUGUCAAGGUCGUUAUUACGGCAGAUCCCAUUCGAAGUCCUCCUUUGAUCAGAGUUUUGGCUGCCAACCCAUUUAUUACUACCCAUCAUCCCAUAAAUUAA